GGUAUUCAUUUUUAUUUACAAAGAUGCGCGACGAAAUUUUGGAUCCACAUAAUUUGGUUAAAAACCGGGAAAUACUAUACCGGUUAAUGAUAAGCCAGUUGAUGUACGAUGGCUUGGAAAAGUUUGCAAUGGAACUCUCGAUGCUGGUUAAAGCGGAUCAGUGUGCGCCGAGUGAGCGGCUGCUGCAUGUGAUGAUAUCGGGCAUGCAAACAAUGGCCGAGAAGGAUAAGACCAAUACGGAUGAUGUGCUGCCCGGCAUUGAUCUGGAAUUUGAGCCGGAGGCAUCCGCUCUCGCCCCGGAGCCGCAUUCCUAUGAAACGGCCUAUGUGACCUCCCACAAGCAGGCAUGCCGUGCGGGUGCAUUCAGUUUCGACGGCUCACUGGUGGCGACGGGAAGCGUCGAUGCAAGUAUCAAGAUUCUGGACGUCGAACGCAUGUUGGCCAAAUCGGCACCCGAGGAUAUUGAGCCGGGUCGCGAACAGCAGGGCCAUCCUGUCAUACGCACGUUGUAUGAUCACACAGAUGAGGUGUCCUACUUGGAGUUUCAUCCCAAGGAGCACAUUUUAGCGUCGGCCUCGCGUGACGGCACCGUGAAACUCUUCGACAUUGCCAAGCCAUCCGUGAAGAAGGCGCACAAGGUGCUCACCGACUGCGAGCCAGUGCUGUGCGUGUCCUUUCAUCCAACAGGCGAUUACAUUGCUAUUGGCACGGAGCACAAUGUGCUGCGCAUCUACGAUGUCCACACCACACAAUGCUUCGUCAGCGCCAUUCCAUCGCAGCAGCACAAGUCGGGCGUCACAUGCGUAAAGUAUUCGCCCACCGGUAAGCUCUAUGCAACCGGCAGCUUUGAUGGCGAUAUCAAGAUAUGGGACGGCAUCAGCGGUCGUUGCAUCAACACAAUUGCUGAAGCCCACAGUGGAGCGGCCAUUUGCUCCCUGCAAUUCACACGCAACGGAAAGUACUUGCUCUCAUCGGGCAUGGACUCAAUUGUUUAUCUGUGGGAGCUGUGCACCAGUCGCCCCAUACAAACAUAUACGGGCGCUGGGACAACGGGCAAACAGGAGCAUCAAGCGGAAGCUGUUUUCAACCACACCGAAGACUACGUCCUGUUCCCGGAUGAGGCGACCACAUCGUUGUGCUCUUGGAACUCUCGCAAUGGCUGCCGCCUCACGCUCAACUCACUGGGGCACAAUGGACCCGUUCGAUACAUAACCCAUUCGCCAAAUGCGCCCGCUUUUCUCACCUGCUCCGAUGAUUUUCGGGCACGGUUUUGGUAUCGUCGUGCCAAUAAUCAAUAAGUUUAAGAAAUAAAUAAAAUACAAAUUUAAAACC
Messenger RNA from Drosophila grimshawi, 1332 nucleotides. It is a transcript of the gene CstF50, whose product is annotated as cleavage stimulation factor subunit 1. NCBI's taxonomy places the organism in Eukaryota, Metazoa, Arthropoda, Insecta, Diptera, Drosophilidae. Gene Ontology annotation, molecular function: protein binding; RNA binding. Bases 24 to 1298 code for a protein of 424 amino acids. Gene Ontology annotation, cellular component: mRNA cleavage stimulating factor complex. The transcript has 3 exons. Gene Ontology annotation, biological process: mRNA 3'-end processing. The record is from RefSeq and is a predicted model, not a curated record.